UCUAAUGUGCUGUUUUUUUCUUUUUGCCUUUGUUUUAGCAUUGCAAUGUCGAGAUGACUACGAGCCCUGUGUGAAUGAAGGAAUUUGUGUAACCUUCCACAAUGGCACAGGAUACUGCAAGUGUCCAGAGGGCUUCUUGGGAGAAUACUGCCAACAUCGAGAUCCCUGUGAGAAGAACCGCUGCCAGAAUGGCGGGACCUGUAUGGCCCAGGCCAUGCUGGGGAGAGCUACCUGCCGGUGCGCCCCGGGGUUCACCGGGGAGGACUGCCAGCACUCGACCUCUCACCCCUGCUUUGUGACUCGUCCCUGCCAGAACGGAGGCACCUGCCACAUGCUCAGCCGGGACACCUAUGAGUGUACCUGCCAAGUCGGGUUUACAGGGAAGCUGUGCCAGUGGACUGACGCCUGCCUGUCCCAUCCCUGUGCAAACGGAAGCACCUGCACCACUGUGGCCAACCAGUUCUCCUGCAGAUGCCUCGUGGGCUUCACGGGGCAGAAGUGCGAGGCUGAUGUCAAUGAGUGUGACGUUCCAGGACAGUGCCAGAAUGGCGGCACCUGCCUCAACCUGCCUGGCUCCUACCAGUGCCAGUGCUCCCGGGGCUUCACGGGCCAGCGCUGUGACAGCCCCUACGUGCCCUGUGCACCCUCGCCCUGUGUCAACGGAGGCACCUGCCGGCAGACCGGCGACUUCACCUUUGAUUGUAGCUGUCUUCCAGGUUUUGAAGGGAGCACCUGUGAGCGGAAUAUUGACGACUGCCCGAACCACCGGUGUCAGAAUGGAGGGGUCUGUGUGGAUGGUGUCAACACUUACAACUGCCGCUGCCCACCUCAGUGGACAGGACAAUUCUGCACAGAGGACGUGGAUGAGUGCCUGCUGCAACCCAAUGCCUGUCAGAAUGGAGGCACCUGCACCAACCGCAAUGGGGGCUAUGGCUGCGUGUGUGUGAACGGCUGGAGUGGAAAUGACUGCAGUGAGAACAUCGAUGACUGUGCCUUUGCAUCCUGCACCCCGGGCUCCACCUGCAUCGACCGUGUGGCCUCCUUCUCCUGCAUGUGUCCCGAGGGGAAGGCAGGGCUCUUAUGUCAUCUGGACGAUGCCUGCAUCAGCAAUCCUUGCCACAAGGGGGCGCUGUGUGAUACCAACCCCCUGAAUGGGCACUACAUCUGCACCUGCCCACAAGGCUACAAAGGAGCCGACUGCACAGAAGACGUGGACGAGUGCGCCAUGACCAACAGCAAUCCUUGCGAGCACGCAGGAAAGUGUGUGAACACAGAUGGUGCCUUCCACUGCGAGUGCCUGAAGGGCUACGCGGGGCCUCGCUGCGAGAUGGACAUCAACGAAUGCCACUCGGACCCCUGCCAGAACGAUGCCACCUGCCUGGAUAAGAUAGGUGGCUUCACCUGCCUGUGCAUGCCAGGUUUCAAAGGUGUGCACUGUGAAAUGGAGAUAAACGAAUGCCAGAGCAACCCCUGUGUGAACAGCGGGCAGUGCGUGGACAGAGUCAAUCGCUUCCAGUGUCUGUGUCCCCCUGGUUUCACGGGGCCAGUCUGCCAGAUUGACAUCGACGACUGCUCCAGUACUCCGUGUCUGAACGGGGCCAAGUGUAUCGAUCACCCGAAUGGCUACGAAUGCCAGUGCGCCACAGGUUUCACUGGUCUGUUGUGUGAGGAGAACAUCGACAACUGUGACCCUGAUCCCUGCCACCACGGCCAGUGCCAGGAUGGGAUUGAUUCCUACAUUUGCGUCUGCAACCCCGGGUACAUGGGUGCCAUCUGCAGUGACCAGAUCGACGAGUGUUACAGCAGUCCGUGCCUGAACGAUGGACGCUGCAUCGACCUCGUGAAUGGCUACCAGUGCAACUGCCAGCCGGGCACGUCAGGAGUUAAUUGUGAAAUUAAUUUUGAUGACUGUGCGAGCAACCCUUGUGUCCAUGGUAUGUGUGUGGACGGCAUCAGUCAUUACAGUUGUGUCUGCUCGCCAGGAUUCGCAGGGCAGCGAUGUAACAUUGACAUCGAUGAGUGCGCUUCCAAUCCCUGCCGCAAGGGUGCCACGUGCAUCAACGAUGUGAACGGUUUCCGCUGCAUCUGCCCCGAAGGUCCCCAUCACCCCAGCUGCUACUCGCAGGUGAAUGAGUGCCUGAGCAAUCCCUGCAUCCACGGGAACUGCACUGGGGGCCUCAGCGGAUACAAGUGCCUCUGUGAUGCAGGCUGGGUUGGAAUCAACUGUGAAGUGGACAGAAAUGAAUGUCUUUCCAACCCGUGCCAGAAUGGAGGAACCUGUGAUGAUCUGGUGAACGGAUACAGAUGCACUUGCAAGAAAGGCUUUAAAGGCUACAACUGCCAGGUGAACAUUGAUGAAUGUGCGUCCAAUCCGUGUCUGAACCAAGGAACCUGCUUUGACGACAUCAGUGGCUACACUUGCCAGUGUGCGCUGCCCUACACAGGCAAGAAUUGUCAAACGGUGUUGGCUCCCUGUUCCCCAAACCCUUGUGAGAAUGCUGCUGUUUGUAAAGAAGCACCAAAUUUUGAGAGUUACACUUGCUUGUGUGCUCCUGGCUGGCAAGGUCAGCGAUGUACGACUGACGUUGAUGAGUGCGUCUCCAAGCCCUGCCUGAACCACGGUGUCUGCCAUAACACCCGGGGCAGUUACAUGUGUGAGUGUCCCCCUGGCUUCAGUGGUGUGGACUGCGAGGAGGACAUCGACGACUGCCUUGCCAAUCCUUGCCAGAACGGAGGUUCCUGUGUGGAUGGCACAAACGCUUUCUCCUGCAUGUGCCUCCCUGGCUUCGCUGGGGAUAAGUGUCAGACCGACACGAACGAGUGCCAGAGCGAGCCCUGUAAGAACGGGGGGACCUGCUCCGACUAUGUUAACAGCUACACCUGCAGGUGCCAGGCGGGCUUCGAUGGGGUCCACUGCGAGAACGACAUUGACGAGUGCACCGAGAGCUCCUGUUUCAAUGGUGGCACCUGUGUGGAUGGAAUUAACUCCUUCUCUUGCCUGUGCCCUGUGGGCUUCACUGGUCCCUUCUGCCUUCACGAGAUCAAUGAAUGCAACUCUCACCCAUGCCUGAACGAGGGGACGUGUGUGGACGGCCUGGGCACCUACCGCUGCACCUGCCCUUUGGGCUACACUGGGAAGAACUGCCAGACCCUGGUGAAUCUCUGCAGCCGGUCUCCAUGUAAAAACCACGGCUCUUGUGUUCAGGAAAAGGCCGAGUCCCGGUGCCUGUGUCCAUCUGGGUGGACUGGUGCCUACUGUGACGUGCCCGAUGUCUCCUGUGAAACGGCAGCCCGCAGUAAAGGUGUGCUUGCCAAGCACCUGUGCCGGAACUCAGGCGUCUGCAUCAACGCUGGCAACACGCACCACUGCCAGUGCCCGCUGGGCUACACGGGAAGCUACUGCGAACGGCAGCUGGAUGAGUGUGCUUCCAAUCCCUGCCAGCACGGUGCCACCUGCAGCGACUUCGUUGGCGGAUACAGAUGUGAGUGUGUUCCGGGGUACCAGGGUGUCAACUGCGAAUAUGAAGUAGAUGAGUGUCAGAAUCAGCCGUGCCAGAACGGAGGCACCUGCGUGGACCUCGUGAACCAUUUCAAGUGCUCAUGCCCGCCAGGCACUCGGGGCCUGCUCUGUGAAGAGAACAUCGACGACUGCGCCGGGGGACCCCUCUGCCUCAAUGGCGGCCAGUGUGUGGACAGGAUUGGGGGCUUCAGUUGUCGCUGCUCGGCAGGCUUCGCUGGGGAGCGGUGUGAGGGGGACAUCAAUGAGUGCCUGUCCAACCCCUGCAGCUCUGAGGGCAGCCUGGACUGCAUCCAGCUCACCAAUGACUACCAGUGUGUCUGCCGAAGCGCCUUCACCGGCCGUCACUGUGAAACCUUCGUGGAUGUGUGUCCUCAGAUGCCUUGUCUGAAUGGAGGGACUUGUUCUGUGGCCAGCAACAUGCCUGAUGGUUUCAUUUGUCGUUGUCCUCCUGGGUUCUCGGGAGCAAAAUGCCAGAGCAGCUGUGGACAAGUGAAGUGCAGGAAAGGGGAGCAGUGUGUGCACACGGCCUCCGGGCCCCGCUGCUUCUGCCCCAACCCCGAGGAAUGCGAGUCGGGCUGUGCCAGCAGCCCCUGCCAGCACGGGGGCAGCUGCUCCCCUCAGCGCCAGCCUCCGUACUACUCUUGCCACUGCUCUGCCCCGUUCUGGGGCAGCCGCUGUCAGUUCUACACGGCCCCUACCAGCACGCCUUCUGUCACCUGCGCGAGUCAGUACUGCGCUGACAAAGCUCGGGACGGUGUGUGCGACGAGGCCUGCAACAGCCACGCCUGCCAGUGGGACGGAGGCGACUGCUCCCUCACCAUGGAGGACCCCUGGGCCAACUGCUCCUCCCCGCUGCCCUGCUGGGACUACAUCAACAACCAGUGCGACGAGCUGUGCAACACGGCCGAGUGUCUGUUCGACAACUUUGAAUGCCAAGGAAGCAGCAAGACCUGCAAGUAUGACAAGUACUGUGCCGACCACUUCAAAGACAACCACUGUGACCAGGGCUGCAACAGUGAGGAAUGCGGCUGGGACGGGCUGGACUGUGCCACCGACCGGCCUGAGAACCUGGCAGAGGGGACUCUGGUCAUCGUGGUGCUGAUGCCCCCUGAGCAGCUGCUGCAGGACGCUCGCAGCUUCCUGCGGGCACUGGGCACCUUGCUGCACACCAACCUGCGCAUCAAACAGGACUCCCAGGGGGCCCCCAUGGUGUACCCCUACUACGGGGAGAAGUCAGCUGCCGUGAGGAAGCAGAAGGUGUCACGAAGGUCUCUUCCUGAUGAACAAGAACAGGAGGUGGCUGGCUCUACAGUGUUUCUGGAAAUUGACAACCGCCAGUGUGUGCAAGACUCCGAGCAGUGCUUCAAGAACACAGACGCGGCCGCGGCUCUGCUGGCCUCUCAUGCUAUCCAGGGAACCCUGUCCUACCCUCUUGUGUCUGUCGUCAGUGAAUCGCUGAUUCCAAAAGGCACUCAGCUCCUCUAUCUGCUCGCUGUCGCUGUUGUCCUUGUCCUGUUUAUUAUCCUGCUGGGAGUAAUCAUGGCAAAACGGAAGCGCAAGCAUGGCUCCCUCUGGCUGCCCGAAGGUUUCACCCUUCGCCGAGAGUCCAGCAACCACAAGCGGCGGGAGCCUGUGGGACAGGAUGCGGUUGGGCUGAAAAACCUGUCCGUGCAAGUUUCAGAGGCUAACCUCAUUGGUUCCGGAACAAGUGAACACUGGGUGGACGAUGAAGGACCCCAACCAAAGAAAGCCAAGGCUGAAGACGAGGCUUUGCUCUCAGAAGAAGAUGACCCCAUCGAUCGACGCCCAUGGACACAGCAGCACCUGGAAGCCGCAGACAUCCGUCGGACGCCAUCUUUGGCUCUGACUCCUCCUCAGGCGGAGCAGGAGGUGGACGUGCUGGACGUGAAUGUCCGGGGCCCAGAUGGGUGCACCCCACUGAUGUUGGCUUCUCUCCGAGGAGGCAGCUCAGAUAUGAGUGAUGAGGAUGAAGAUGGAGAGGACUCUUCUGCCAAUAUCAUCACAGACCUGGUCUACCAGGGCGCCAGUCUCCAAGCACAGACAGACCGGACUGGUGAGAUGGCCCUGCACCUUGCGGCCCGAUACUCGAGGGCUGACGCUGCCAAGCGCCUCCUGGAUGCAGGUGCAGAUGCCAAUGCUCAGGACAACAUGGGCCGCUGCCCCCUCCAUGCCGCAGUGGCAGCUGAUGCCCAAGGCGUCUUCCAGAUUCUGAUCCGCAACCGAGUAACUGAUCUGGAUGCCAGAAUGAAUGAUGGCACCACGCCGCUGAUCCUGGCCGCCCGCCUGGCCGUGGAGGGAAUGGUGGCGGAGUUGAUCAACUGCCAGGCAGAUGUGAAUGCAGUGGAUGACCACGGAAAAUCAGCUCUUCACUGGGCAGCUGCUGUGAACAACGUGGAGGCUACUCUUCUGCUGUUAAAAAAUGGAGCCAACCGCGACAUGCAGGACAACAAGGAAGAGACUCCUCUGUUUCUCGCUGCCCGGGAGGGGAGCUACGAAGCAGCCAAGAUCCUGUUGGACCAUUUUGCCAAUCGGGACAUCACGGACCACAUGGAUCGCCUUCCCCGGGACGUGGCUCGGGACCGCAUGCACCACGACAUUGUGCGCCUCCUGGAUGAGUACAACGUGACCCCAAGCCCCCCGGGCACUGUGCUGACUUCCGCGCUCUCGCCGGUCAUCUGCGGGCCCAACAGGUCGUUCCUCAGUCUGAAGCACACCCCGAUGGGCAAGAAGCCCAGACGGCCCAAUGCCAAGAGCGCCAUGCCCAGUAGCCUCCCCAACCUUGCCAAGGAGGCCAAGGAUGCCAAGGGUAGCAGGAGGAAGAAGUCUCUGAGUGAGAAGGUCCAGCUGUCUGAGAGCUCAGUGACUUUAUCCCCCGUCGACUCUCUCGAGUCUCCUCACACGUACAUGUCUGACACCACAUCCCCCGGCAUCUUACAGGCCUCACCCAACCCUCUGUUGGCCGCUGCCGCACCCCCAGCCCCGGUCCAUGCGCAGCAUGCCCUGUCUUUCUCUAACCUUCACGAAAUGCAGCCUUUGGCUCCCGGGGCCAGCACCGUGCUCCCCUCUGUGAGCCAGCUCCUGUCCCACCACCACAUUGUCCCCCCAGGCAGCGGCAGUGCAGGAAGCUUGAGUAGGCUCCGUCCCGUCACUGUGCCAGCAGAUUGGAUGAACCGCAUGGAGAUGAACGAGACCCAGUACAAUGAGAUGUUUGGCAUGGUCCUGACUCCCACCGAGGGCACCCACCCCGGCAUGGCUCCCCAGAGCAGGCCACCCGAAGGGAAGCACAUCAGCACCCCACGGGAGCCCUUGCCCCCCAUCGUGACUUUCCAGCUCAUCCCCAAAGGCAGCAUUGCCCAGCCAGCUGGGGCUUCCCAGCCUCAGUCCGCCUGCCCUCCAGCCGCUGCAGGCCCCCUGCCCACCAUGUACCAGAUUCCUGAGAUGGCCCGUUUGCCCAGUGUGGCUUUCCCCACUGCCAUGAUGCCCCAGCAGGACGGGCAGGUAGCGCAGACCAUUCUGCCAGCCUAUCAUCCUUUCCCAGCCUCGGUGGGCAAGUACCCCACACCCCCAUCCCAGCAUAGCUAUGCGUCCUCCAGUGCCGCUGAGCGAACACCCAGUCACAGUGGUCGCCUGCAAGGCGAGCAUCCCUACCUGACGCCGUCCCCAGAUUCUCCUGACCAGUGGUCAAGCUCAUCGCCCCACUCUGCUUCUGAUUGGUCAGAUGUAACCACCAGCCCUACUCCUGGGGGUGCUGGAGGAGGUCAGCGAGGACCUGGGCCACACAUGUCUGAGCCACCACACAGCAACAUGCAGGUUUACGCGUGAGUCUGCCUCCUGUGUAGAGACAGAACUGCCCAUUGCACAUGCUGCUGAGGAACAAAUGAAGGUCAUCCGGAAGAGAAAUGAAGAAAUCUCUGUGACCAGCUUUUGAAGGCAAGA
Messenger RNA from Fukomys damarensis (Damara mole-rat), 7477 nucleotides. RefSeq names its product notch receptor 2 (gene Notch2). Gene Ontology annotation, molecular function: Notch binding; signaling receptor activity; calcium ion binding. The record is from RefSeq and is a predicted model, not a curated record. Lineage: Eukaryota; Metazoa; Chordata; Mammalia; Rodentia; Bathyergidae. Gene Ontology annotation, cellular component: signaling receptor complex; membrane. The coding region runs from base 5 to 7363 and encodes 2452 amino acids. Gene Ontology annotation, biological process: cell differentiation; multicellular organism development; Notch signaling pathway. The transcript is spliced from 33 exons.